UCUGGACCCUACGUCAUCAUUGUGUCUGAGUAGGGAGGCUAGCUAAAGCUCGCUGUGUCCCAUUGGUCGCCUCCGUCAAUGUAAACAUGUAGCCGUGGCACCACUUUAACCUCACUUAUAUUCACCGGUGUUUUCCUGUUUGUUAACCAGUAAGUCAGCAGUCUCAGUAACCAUGGCCGUGUCGCUGAAAAUAGCAGUUUCGGAACCGGGGCAGUGCAGUGUGAGCUUGAUAACUAGCUAGCUAAGACUGAGGAGCUAACACUCACCGGGCCGUGUGUUUUGGAUGAGAGCUGGCCUUGCUAAUUUGACAGCUAGCUGGCGGCGGCCACGAUAAAAAGAAAAUCGGGCUAAGUCUUGGUUAGCCAAACGAAGGAGGAUGGCAAGUAAUGCAAUCUAGCGAGGACACACAUCGAGAAGUGGAGAAAGAAAAUGAAGAACUCGAGAAGUGUUGGUGCCUCGUCACCUGUGAAUGGGAAGCAAGGCAACGACUGGGACACCAGGCGGAAGAGGAAAGUUGCGGACAUCACACAGGCCCUUAGUGCGAGUCCGGUGGAUGUGGCAGCUUUGAGGAGGAUGGCUAUCAGUGAAGGAGGACUGCUGACCGAUGAGAUACGCUGUCAAGUCUGGCCUCGGCUUCUCAACGUCCCCCUUCACGUCUUGGAUCAAGAGCCAGAAACGGUGGAGCGGGAGAAUAACAAGGACUACAACCAGGUGUUGCUGGAUGUCCAGCGCUCGCUGCGGAGGUUUCCACCUGGUAUGCCAGAUGAGCAGAGGGAGGGUCUUCAGGAAGAGCUAAUUGACAUCAUCCUCCGGGUUCUGAAACGUAAUUCCCAGCUGCACUACUACCAAGGAUACCAUGACAUUGUUGUCACCUUCUUAUUGGUCCUGGGAGAGCGCCUUGCAACUGCUCUUGUGGAAAAGCUCUCCACGCAUCAUCUCAGGGACUUCAUGGAUCCUACCAUGGACAACACAAAACACAUUCUUAACUAUUUGAUGCCCAUCAUUGACAGGGUCAACCCUGAAGUGCAUGACUUCAUGCAACAGGCCGAGGUGGGCACAGUCUUCGCUCUCAGUUGGCUGAUCACCUGGUUUGGCCACGUUCUGUCAGACUUCCGCCAUGUUGUCCGGUUGUAUGACUUCUUCCUGGCCUGCCAUCCUUUGAUGCCCAUCUACUUUGCUGCUGUGAUCGUACUGUACAGAGAAGAGGAGGUGCUGGACUGUGAAUGUGAUAUGGCCAUGGUUCAUCACUUGCUGUCUCAGAUUCCCCAGGAUCUGCCAUAUGAAACACUCAUCAGCCGAGCAGGAGACCUCUUUGUCCAGUUCCCUCCCUCUGAACUGGCCAGAGAGGCUGCCUCACAUGACAGCAUGGCGUCCUCUACCUUUAAGGACUUUGACCUUGCGUCCACUCAACAGCGACCGGACUCUGUUCUCCGUCGCCGACGCAGACAGAAACAGGCUGCACUGGAAAGCGCGGCGGCGAGCUCAACAGUGGCCCGACCUUCAGCAGCACGGCGGUUUGUUCGACUAGCAGUCAUGGGUCUGACAGUGGCUUUAGGGGCAGCAGCUCUCGCUGUGGUCAACACUGCCCUGGAGUGGGCCCCCAAACUGGACUUGUUUCCUUGAACUGCUCCUAUUUUAUCCCUAUGCCACAAAUCUGUCCUUGACCAAAUCUAACUGGUGGGUCUGUUUCCAAGAACCCUCUAAUUAUUUAAACCACAAACCCUGCAGUCCAUAACACUAUCUGGAGUGUACAUUUGUCUCUAAACUGAACCAGUUAACGCACCUCUUUCAUCCUCCAGGAUGUUUCUACACAUCCUAUGUAGGGUCUUUUUUUAUGACUCCUGAAGAGCCCACACCAGUGUAACUGUUGAAAUGAAGAAUCCUGUUAUAAUGGAGAGACUGUAUUUCUAAGAACUAUGACUGAUGGUGUCAUCAUUAAAGUGUAUUUAUAUUUGGUAUUAGGAUAAUCUGAUAUUGAGUUAUGCUCACAGAGAUUUAUGCUGAAAGCUUGGUGGACUCACUACACUUGAAACUGCUGCCAAUUAAGAGAGCUGGAGUGAAUGUAUGAGAGUGUAUGUAUGUGUGUGUAUGGUCACAACCCAUUUGUUAUCUAUUUGAUACCUGGACUGAGACCAAAUAGAGGAUUGUUAGAAUCCUCUUUGUAUAAUUUACUGUUUUUUUUUAUUUAUAGGUAUGCAAGCAGCUGUAAAAAAACAUGGCCAUGACACACAAACACUUUUUAAGGUCUCUAUUUUAUUAUUUUUUUUUAGGUUAUUUUGUCCCUUUUCAGUUGUUUGAAUAGGCCGUUUUGGUCAAGAAAAAUUUAUUUAUUUAUAUUUUUCCUUUCUGCGGCUCGUUAUCUUUAAAACAGUUGUCACCCUGGACUACACAUUUUAAUUCUGGCUCAUGGUUGGGGUCAGCUAAACUUAACUGUAAGAUGUUUUAAACUAAAUGUGGUGUUAAUGAAGUAAAUGUAUUGUAGCGUGCUGAAGAGAGAGUAUUAGGCCCCAGAAAGGAGUACUGCUUUCACAGUCUACAAAGUAAAAAAAAAAAUCAACCAUAUUGAAAUUGUUUUAUUAGAGCUUCCCAAAUACUUCACUCACUUAAUUGUUUAGUUGUGUAACCUUAAAGAUGUGUCUGGGUGUCAUGGCCCCAAAUGACAAGGGUAGGUUUUCUGCGUCACUUUUAUGGAGUAAAAGUUGUAGUUCAGCAACACACUCACUCACUCAAUGCCUGGUAACAGAAAAUAUCAAAGCUGGGAUGAAUAGCAAGUAAAAUGAAGUAGACACUAUAGUCCUUGUGUUGGGAUGGGGGCGGGGGACCCAGUUUGCACUGACUGCAUUUGUUUUGCAAAAUCACUUUAUAAUGAGUUUGAUAGGCGUUUUGUGCUCUCCUACUGUAAGGGUGCUCCUAUCAGAAAAAGCGCCUGAGCCUUCAAAUUAAUGCUAUCCAAUGUUUCUGUUUUAAAGAUGACAUUAGCUUUAUUUGUAACACAUGCCAUUUAGCAAGUUGGAUUGCUUUGAGUGUAGCAUUUGCAUUUCAGGGGCAGUCCAGCUCAUUCCAUUGUUCCAGUCAUUUUCAUUCAGUCACAUAGUUGGAGUAAUAGGGGAUUGUUUUGGUUACAGUCGUAUGGCACUCACCGGAAUAGCCAAAAAACUAAAUAGUAAAUAGUUUAAUCAGAGCACUUCAUUUUAAGGCAGUGGGUCAUCUGUAAUCUUUAAGAUGUAUUUUGAAGUCUUCAGAAUUAUUGACUGAGUUUAAGGUCACCUGCAAUGUACGGCACAACAACCAGUCAACUAAAAAAAAAUUACACGUUGAAAGAAGUUUUCUUUUUGCUAUAGUAGGGACAGAAUAUCUGGGCAUCUCAUUUCUAUAUUAUAGUUGACUGGUUAAUUGCCUUUGUAGAGCCACGUUUUAAGCUGGUAUUUAAUCUACAAACUCCUAAAAAAUUAAGGUGACCUGGAACAUGUCCAAGGACGCUCUGAGGUGCCUGAGAGUGUAGUUGUUCAGCAGUAUUGUAAUGCACCAUGUAUCUGCUCUCAGUGGUUUUCAUUGCACUAAUUGAUUUAACUGCCUUUUAUGUUUAUUUUGUUAUAAUGAAUCUGUCAUACUAAUGUAAAGUUGUACAAGAGAAUGCUAAUAAACUAGAGUGAAACUGUUCAA
This is a messenger RNA of Dicentrarchus labrax (European seabass), 3663 nucleotides long. RefSeq names its product TBC1 domain family, member 20 (gene tbc1d20). Gene Ontology annotation, cellular component: endoplasmic reticulum membrane. NCBI's taxonomy places the organism in Eukaryota, Metazoa, Chordata, Actinopteri, Moronidae. Gene Ontology annotation, molecular function: GTPase activator activity. The record is from RefSeq and is a predicted model, not a curated record. Gene Ontology annotation, biological process: endoplasmic reticulum to Golgi vesicle-mediated transport; positive regulation of GTPase activity. The transcript has 8 exons. Bases 430 to 1623 code for a protein of 397 amino acids.